Aricia agestis (brown argus) is the source of this 1528-nucleotide messenger RNA. RefSeq names its product glycerophosphodiester phosphodiesterase GDPD6-like. The record is from RefSeq and is a predicted model, not a curated record. The transcript is spliced from 2 exons. Gene Ontology annotation, molecular function: glycerophosphodiester phosphodiesterase activity. NCBI's taxonomy places the organism in Eukaryota, Metazoa, Arthropoda, Insecta, Lepidoptera, Lycaenidae. Gene Ontology annotation, cellular component: periplasmic space. The coding region runs from base 216 to 1340 and encodes 374 amino acids. Gene Ontology annotation, biological process: lipid metabolic process.
AAUAAUUUUCCUUGUAGUAUUGAAACAAUUGCAGUUCAACGUUUGGUAUUGAUAAAGAACCACGUUUAAAAUAAAUAAUUUAAAUAAAUACAAAACAUUUGCUUACACGACUGUAAAGUAGAGUUCGGAAUAAAAGUAGGAGACGAUAUCUGGAGAUUCGUUCAGUUUUCGAUUCAAUCGUGUAUAAAUUCUUAAAUCUAAAGAAUUCAACAAUCAUGAAGAUCGGCUUGGGUAUCUUGGUGUUGCUGUCCGUGGGGCUGGUGUCGUCCGCACCGAAGUUUAUGUCCCAUCUGCCUAAACGACCACCACCGCUAAGGAGCCCAGACCUCUGCAAUCCAACAGUCAUAGCCCACCGCGGUGCCAGCGGCUAUGUUCCAGAACACACUCUAGGCUCCUACUCAUUGGCCAUCACCAUGGGAGCAGAUUACAUCGAGCCCGACCUAGUCAUGACGAAGGACGGACACCUGGUAGCCAGACACGACAACGAACUUGGCCAAACCACCGACGUAGCUGAACACCCAGAAUUCCAGGACAGAUUUAAGAACCUAACGCUUGACGGUAACGAAAUCAGUGGCUGGUUCACAGAAGACUUUACUCUCACUGAAAUCAAGACGUUGAAAGCUAUAGAGCGCAUCCCAGACAUAAGGCCGGGCAACGCCAGAAUGAACUACGCUUUUCAAGUGCCGACUUUCCAGGAAAUCCUUGAUUUAGUUAAAAGCAUGCAGAGCAGCCAACGCCGCAUCAUCGGUGUGUAUCCCGAAAUCAAGCACAGUACUCAUUUCAAGCAGCUAGGACUGCCGAUGGAGCUGCAAGUCGUCGAUACCUUCCAUAGGAACGGGUACCGUGGAUCCCAUGCUCCGGUCUACAUCCAAUCUUUCGAGGUUAAUAAUCUCAAGGAACUGAAGAAACUGACGAAUCUCAGGUUACUGCAGCUAUUCGAGAGCGACAAAACUUUGCAACCAGCUGACCAAUUGUUUUUGGGCACGAACCUAACUUACGGUGACAUGUCCACGCCGCAAGGGCUAGCUGAGGUAGCCAAGUACGCGGCUGCAGUGGGCCCCGAUAAGAGCUUCAUUAUACCUCGUAACGAAGACAAUACUUUAGGGGAGCCGACGACUUUUGUUGAAGAUGCCCAUAACGUUGGUUUGAAAGUACACCCGUAUACCUUCCGCGCCGAAAACAAUUUCCUACCAAAGGAGUAUCAAAGCAGUGGCACCAAGGAUUCGAUUGGGGACUUCAUGGGUGAAAUAAGAAGGUACCUAGCUACGGGUAUCGACGGACUGUUCUCUGAUCAACCUGAUGUGCCGUUACGAGUACGAGGACCUUGUACAAAUCAGUAAUUUGAAUUAAGUUAAAAAUAACAAAAGAACAGGGUAUGUCAAUUGUUAUAGACGUAGGUACUAUACAUAAUUGUUUUGUGAUAAGUUCAAAAUAAUAUUAUGUAUUUUGUACUACCUAAGUACCUAUUAGUGUCAAUUUAAAAAAUCAAAUAUAAGAGAAAGUGUAAAUAAAGGAUCUACUAACUAGA